Molecule: messenger RNA, 2563 nt
Organism: Cinclus cinclus
Lineage: Eukaryota; Metazoa; Chordata; Aves; Passeriformes; Cinclidae
Gene: RIPK1
Product: receptor interacting serine/threonine kinase 1
Exons: 12
Coding region: 97-2205 (702 amino acids)
Biological process (GO): protein phosphorylation; signal transduction
Molecular function (GO): protein binding; JUN kinase kinase kinase activity; ATP binding
Source: RefSeq, a predicted model, not a curated record
CGGGGACGCAGCGGGACCUUCAGAGGCCCGAGCGCGGUCCAGAAGCACGAGGGUGCUUGAUUUUGUUUUAAUUGCUAAGCCACAAAGACUGCAGCCAUGUCUCUGGAAGACAUCCACAUGAACACCAAGGAUUUGCUUGAAAAAAAACAGUUAGAUGCUGGAGGAUUUGGAACUAUUUCUUUAUGCUUUCACAAGAAACAUGGAUAUGUAGUAUUAAAAAAAGUGUAUACAGGACCACAGCGCACUGAGUACAAUGUUUCCCUCCUUGAAGAAGGCAGGAUUAUGCGCAGACUGCAGCAUGACCGUGUGGUAAAGCUACUCGGUGUCAUUUUGGAAGAUGGAAACUACUCACUCGUGAUGGAGUAUGUGGACCGGGGGAACAUGAUGAAAGUGCUACAGAAUAUCUCACUACCUUUGUCAGUGAGAGGGCGUUUCGUGCUGGAGAUCACAGAAGGAAUGCUUUAUCUGCAUGAGCAAGGCUUUGUACACAAAGACCUAAAACCAGAAAACAUCCUUGUGGACAGAGAUUUCCACAUUAAGAUUGCAGAUCUCGGUGUUGCCUCCUUUAAGAGCUGGAGUAGGCUGACCCAAGAAGAAACUGUCCGACAGAAGCAAAUGAAGAGCACCUACCAGAACAAUGCUGGGACUCUUUUCUAUAUGGCCCCAGAGCAUUUACGCUGUGUUAAUACUAAACCAGUAGAGAAAUCAGAUGUUUACAGCUUUGGCAUUGUGAUCUGGGCAAUUUUUGCUAACAAAGAGCCGUAUGAAAAUGGUAUAAAUGAAACCCAGAUUUGCUUUGGCAUCAUUAAUGGAAACAGACCAGACAUAAAGGAGAUCAUUGAUAAAUGUCCAGUGGAAAUUAUUGACUUAAUGAAGCAAUGCUGGGAUGAAGAUUCAAAGAAACGUCCAACCUUUGCAGAAAUCACUGAAAGAUACAAACCAUUUUACUAUCAAAAUCUAGGGAAAAAUAUUGAAGAUGAUCUGAAGAAUUUAAAAAAAAUGUGGCCUGAGUCAAAUGAACUGCUGCAUAGCAUGGAAUCCCUUCAAAUAGAUGCUGUACCAGAAGAUACCAGCAAUGGUCAAGUAGAUCAGCCUAAUUCUCUACACAGCUCUCAAGGUCCCAUAGCCAGUGAGGUUAAUGAAGCCCUGUUUGCUGCUUCCCCUGAGAACCAGCCCAUUGAGAGCUGUGAGACUUCAUUUGCAUCUCCUAAUAAUCUGGAAAGAAAACUUCAGCAUGAAUACAACUAUCACGCAUUUGGGAGCCGGAUGGAUAAAGCAGCUCCACCUUCAGCGGAAUACUUUUCAGUAGCAUUGAGCCCUGGAAUUAUAGAGGAAAGGAAACUGAGAGUUUUCUCUGAUCCCUUUGCAAAGCCUUCUCCUACUUCUCAACAGAGUGAACUGUAUCCAAGAGCUGAAAAAGCAGGAUCAAACACUAAUCCAUAUUUCCAGGCAAACAUUGAUCCAAAUUUCUGGCCACAUGCAGCUGCAACAACACCGAAAUGGGGAAAUGCAGAUACUUUUUACGGGCCAAAUCCCAGCAGUCUUCCAAUAGGAAACCCUGUGGAUGCCUAUGGAUUAUCUUCAGCCAGUAGUAACUUUAGCCUAAGUAAACCUCCCGUGCCAGAAUCUGGACAAAACUCACAGCCACAAGCCAACGUAAACUGGUAUUCCAAGAAUUCAGACACAGAUACAGGCUACAGGGAUUCUACUUAUUUCACAAGAGGAACGUUUGCAUACUAUCCUAGUACAUCCCGAGUAAGCCCAGAUGAUUCAAUCAAGUACAACAUAAAUAACAGCUCUGGAAUUCAAAUUGGAUCCUACAAUCACAUGAAGAUUGAAGAUCAGAAUACACAUGUCAGCACUAGUCCUGUUGCUAUGGAAGCAAUUUACGCACAUUAUGAAGAAAGGGGUGUAUUUGACAAUACUACAGUCCUGACAGAAAAGCAUUUGAAUCUAGUGAGAGAAAAGCUGGCUAAGCAGUGGAAGCACUGUGCUCGGAAACUGGGCUUCAGUGAUCCCGAGAUUGAUGAAAUUGAUCACGACUAUGAACGAGAUGGACUAAAAGAAAAAGUUUACCAAAUGCUGCUCAAGUGGGUAAUGAGGGAAGGCUCUAAAGGUGCUACAGUUGGAAAACUUGCCAAGGCCCUCUUUGGCUGCCAAAGACUGGAUCUCCUUGGAAGUUUGAUGCAAAUCCAAGAAGAAUAAGUCUACUAAGAACAGACUUUCUAGAGCUCUCCUUUUUGCACAGACUUCUUGGAACAUUUUUUUUUUUACCAGUUUUCAGUGAUUAUUUCCAAUAAAUCAAAAGGUUCACGUCACAAUAUUUGGUUUCCCAAAGGAUAAAAGAAAAGCAGCAUCUUCCUCCCAAAUAGAACAAUUGUCCAAUGAUAAUAACAAAAUGCAAGACAAAUAUCAGUUCAAGAAGAAUGUAUUGCACAAAAUUUCUACAUUCUAAUCUUGAAACAUGUUAGUAGUCUUGUUCAGUUCUGAAGAUUGACCUACUGCUUGAAAAACUUGUAUAGAAACUAAUAAUAUGUAAAACCAACCCUUACAUUUUGCCAGA